GUGAGUAAGAGCAGCAGUAUAAGGGCAGAAUAACAAGAGCAGAAGGAAGUGUAGAAGAAGGUGAAGAAGAACAAGAGCAGGAGAAAAAGAGCAGACGGAGGUGUAGAAGAACAAAAGCAGAAAAAGGUGAAGAAGGAGGUGUAAGGAAGUGUAGAAGAAGGAGGUGAAGAAAAACAAGAGAAGAAGGAAGUGUAGAAGAAGGUGAAGAAGGAGAGAUCAGAUCUGUCACGACAGCGCCCCAUAGAGGAAGCACAGCAGAUACACACUUUGAUGGAGCGAUCUGAAGAACUCCCAAUGGAUUCUUCCCAACCAGUGGACGAUGUCCUGCAGAGAUUAUUAGAGAGACACAAAACCAACAUGAAAGAGAAAUAUGAGCAUUUAUUCGAGAGCAUUAAAACAGAAGGUGAAAAAACCCUCCUGGAAAAGAUUCAUAAUCAGUUCUACCUCAUAGAGGGAAAGAUGAAAUGGGUAAAAAAUAUUCAUGAGGUUUUACAGCUGGAGACAUCACAGUGGAAAUUUGUAAGGAAGACACCAAUCGACUGUGUUGAAAUCUUUAAAGAUCUUCAAGGUCUUAAAGAAGAAGUAGAAGAGAAUGUUGCAGCUGAGACAGAUAAAAGCAUUGGAGAAGCAGAAGAAUCAAAAACAGAAAAAGAAGACGACAAGGGACCAAACGAAGAAAAAGAUAAAGAACCAAAAGUUCAGAGACUCAGAAUAGUGCUGACUAAAGGAAUCGCUGGAAUUGGAAAAACUGUCUCUGUUCAGAAGUUCAUUCUGGACUGGGCUGAAGGAAAAGCCAAUCAGGAUGUAGAUUUCAUGUUUGUUCUUCCGUUCCGGGAGCUGAACUUGAUUAAAGAUGAUCAGUACAGUCUUCAUGAACUUCUGUGUGUCUUUCAUCCUGAGCUCAAAGAUCUGGAUCCAAAGAUCUAUGAUGUGUGUAAAGCUGUGUUUAUAUUUGAUGGUCUGGAUGAAAGCAGAAUUCCACUGAAGUUUCGAGAGUGUGAGGGAAUAUCUGACUUCACUGUGACAUCAUCAGUGAGUGUUUUGAUGACAAACCUAAUUGAAGGUAAAUUGUUUCCCUCCGCCCACAUCUGGAUCACCUCCCGACCAGCAGCAGCCAAUCAGAUCCCUGCUGAGUUCAUUAACCGUGUGACAGAAAUUCAGGGGUUUACUGACCCACAGAAGGAGGAGUACUUCAGGAAGAGAAUCAGUGACCAAGACCAGGCCCAGAAAAUCAUCUCCCACAUUAAAACAGCGAGGAGCCUCCACAUCAUGUGCCACAUUCCCGUCUUCUGCUGGAUCUCAUCCACUGUGCUACAGAGAAUCAUGGAUCAAGACAGUGAUACAGAAAUCCCUAAAACUCUGACUGAAAUGUACUCCCAUUUCCUGCUCACUCAGAUCAACAUGAAGAAGGAGAAGUAUGAGGAGAAAGAUGAGAGAGAUCCACAGAAACUGCUGGAAUCCCACAGAACCAUGCUUCUGAAACUGGCUGAACUGGCUUUCAAUCAGCUGAUGAAGGGCAAUGUGAUGUUCUAUGAAGAGGACCUGAAAGAGAGCGGCAUUGACAUCACUGAGGCCUCAGUGUAUUCUGGGAUCUUCACUGGGAUCUUCUGGGAGGAAUGUGUGAUUUACCAGAGGAAGGUCUACAGCUUUGUUCAUCUGAGCUUUCAGGAGUUCCUGGCUGCUCUCUAUGUGCUUUAUUGCUACCAGAACCUGAACAUGGAGGUUCUGCAGAUGUUUAAAUCAUGGCGCGUGGAAUGGUCUGAGAACGUUAAACUGGAGGAGGUUCUGUGUGGGGCUGUGUAUAAAGCACAAUUCGAAGAAAGCAGACAUCUCGAUCUUUUCCUUCGUUUCCUGCUAGGCGUCUCAAUGGAGGCCAACCAGAGAAUCCUACAGGGUCUUCUUCCACACAUAAAGAACGGCCCAGAGAUAACCACAGAGUUCCUCAAGAAAAUGAUAAAAGAAGAACACGUCCCAGUAGAAAGCGGCCUCAAUUUCUUCCUCUGCUUGAAUGAAAUGAAUGACCGUUCUCUUACCCGAGAGGUUCAGGAGUAUCUGAAACCAGACAGAAGUUUACCAGUAGGUCUCUUAACUGCACAGUGCGCAGCACUAGUCUAUGUACUUGUGAACUCGGGUGAGGUGCUGGAUGAGCUGGAUCUGAGGAAAAUUGAUACAGAACAUGAAGGCUAUUGGACAAUGAUCCCUGCUGUCAGAGUCUGCAGAAGAGCUUUACUACUUGACCGUUUUCUCAUAAAAGACUCCUGUAAAAUCAUCUGUGCUGCUCUUCAAUCACCGAACUGCCCACUGAAAGAACUGGACCUACGCUACAGUACCCUGCAGGAUUCAUAUGUGGCACCAAUAUGUACUGGGAUGAAGAGUUCCAACUGUAAACUAGAGACACUGAGACUAGCUGCAUGUCGUCUCACUGCAAGUUCCUGUGGAACUCUGGCAUCAGCUCUACAAUCUCCAAACACCACCUUGAUAGAGCUGGACCUCACUAACAAUGACCUGCAGGAUUCAGGAGUGGAGCUGCUCUCUGCUGGACUGAAAAGUUCACAUUGUAAGAUGGAGACACUCAGACUGUCAAAGGCUAAUCUCACUACAAGCUCCUGUGAACAUCUAAUGUCAGUUCUACAAUCAGUAAACUCCUCCCUGAAAUAUCUGGAUCUCUGUACCAAUGAACUGCAGGAUUCAGGAGUAGAGCUGCUCUCUGCUGGACUGAAGAGUUCACACUGUAAACUGCAGACACUCAGGCUGGGUGACUGUAAGCUUGGAGAAAAAGCUUGUGAAAGUCUAGGAUCAGCACUACAAUCAGUAAACUCCCCACUAAAAGAUCUGGAUCUCAGUAAUAAUGACCUGCAGGAUUCAGGAAUGGAGCUGCUCUCUGCUGGACUGAAGAGUUCACACUGUAAACUGGAGACACUUGGAUUGUCUGGUUGUAUGGUCACAGAAAAAGGCUGUUCUUCUCUGGCUUCAGCUCUGAAACCGAACCCCUCCAAAUUGAAGGAACUAGAUCUGACAUAUAAUAACCCAGGAGAGUCUGGAAUGAAGCUGCUCUCUGAUCUACUGGAGGAUCCAAACUGUCCACUGGAAAAACUACAAAUGGAACAUGGGGGCAAGUGCAGGAUGGAACAAGGAGUGAAGAAAUGUGCCAUUGAGCUCACUCUGGACCUAAACACAGCACACAACCAUCUCUGUUUGUCUGAGGGAAACAAAAAGGUGACGCAUAUGGGGACUCCACAGCCGUAUCCAGACCAUCCAGAGAGAUGUAAAAGCAAUCCACAGGUUCUGUGCAGCGAGAGUCUGACUGGACGCUGUUACUGGGAGGUGGAGUGGACUGGGAGGGUUGGGAUUGCAGUGACCUAUGGCAGGAAAGGACGUGGUGAGCACUGGUUUGGAUGGUUUGGGAAGUUUUAUUCUCUGACCUGCCAUGACGAUGGGUACGGUAAUCAAUGCCACGAUCAGCUCAGUUUGUGUACUGGAUGUAUUUUUGACACCCACCCGUCUGAAUCUCGCAGAGUAGGGGUGUAUCUGGAUUGGCCAGCUGGUGUUCUGUCCUUCUACAGAGUCUCACCUGAGGACCAAUCACUGACCCACUUACACACCUUCAGAUCGGCCUUCAGCGAGCCGCUCUACGCCGGGUUUACAGUCAACGAUAACUCUUCAGUGUUACUGUGUCAGGUAGAAUAACCACCUGGAUCCUGAGAGAUAAGCUGGAGAUUGGUAGUACCAACUCUUCUGCACAGGAUGGAUGUUCAUAUGUGAGCUAAGGACCAUCCAAUCAAAGUCCACAUUUUAAAGAGCUCAAGUAUAUCAACUAAGUGAGUGAGUCUCAACAAAAGUCACAAAUUCUGUAAUAACGGAUUUCGUUUUUUGUGUACUUUUUAUAUAAUGAGGCUUUAAAUGUUUUUUUUUUCUGAUGUCGAUAUUUUGUCCCACCCCUAGUCCAGAUUAUCAGAAAGCAAUCUGACUACAAUCUAGAUAUGUCCCGAACCAGAUUUGGGUUGGCAAUUGGAACAUCUGCAGCCUACCAUCUGAAUGUGUAUAUGGAAGGCAAGACAAUAAGAAUUAAACACAAUGAAAAGAAAGCUGUAAGACUCAUCCUGUGUCUUGGAAAAUAUGUUAAUCUGUUUCAUCUGAACUCUUUAUGAAAAAAGCUCUUUAUGAAUAUGAACUUGUUUUCUUUGCAUUAUUUGAGGUCUGAAAGCUCUGCAUCUUUUUUGUUAUUUCAGUCAUUUCUCAUUUUCUGUAAAUAAAUGCUCUAAAUGAGAAUAUUUUUAUUUGUAAUUUGGGAGAAAUGUUGUCUGUAGUUUAUAGAAUAAAACAACAAUGUUCAUUUUACUCAAACAUAAACCUAUAAAUAGCAAAAUCAGAGAAACUGAUUAAGUGCUCUCAGUUUUUUACAGAGCUGUAUGUACUGUAAUUUAUACUUUUACUUAAACAUGAUAUUUUCUUAAUUGCAGUACAUAAAAAGGUGUAUGUGUGAUACAAACUGAAUAAUCAAAUAAUCAAAAUUUACUGAUUAUUUCCUCAUUUCCUGUUUGAGAUGAGUGUAAAGGCUUAGGCAUGCAGUUAGCACCAUGAGGAAUGUUAAGUAAAAAGUGACGAAAGACUAAAACACAGAAAGACACCAGCGUAGUCAUCUCAUCAUUGCUCUUAUUCUCACUUCUUUACUUGUUUUAUCCAAGUUUGAAUUUGUGAGUUUCAGAAUACAGACAGUUUUUCUUCAUUUUUAUGAUAUUUUUUUACAAUGACAUUUCAAAGACAAGCUUGAUAGAGGCUACUUUGCUCUGCUGAUUCACAAUACUACAUAUAAUUAAGCACAAUAAGUAUUCCUUUUGAAUUAUUACAAAAUAUACAGUAUUGUACCAGGGUUUGUAGUAAGUGAAAUGUUUUAUAUUUAAGGGUUUCAAGCAUUCAGCUGUAAAAGAUCAGUCCGGUUGGGAGACUGUAUUAAAUGUUUGGAGGAUG
Molecule: messenger RNA, 4968 nt
Organism: Astyanax mexicanus (Mexican tetra)
Lineage: Eukaryota; Metazoa; Chordata; Actinopteri; Characiformes; Acestrorhamphidae
Product: NACHT, LRR and PYD domains-containing protein 12
Exons: 9
Coding region: 271-3687 (1138 amino acids)
Molecular function (GO): protein binding
Source: RefSeq, a predicted model, not a curated record